AUGCAUCAGUCUCUGGCUUUUCGUGAUCCUACUCGUCCUGAUCAUCAUUCUGAUAAUUCCCUUUUUGUUUAUUGUCAUGGCUCUGAUAUUGCUUAUCUGCUAUUAUAUGUGGACGAUAUUAUUCUUACAACUUCUUCUGAUUCACUCCGUGAGUCCCUUAUGUCCAAACUUAGCUCUGAGUUUGCCAUGAAGGUUUUGGGUCCUCUUAAUUAUUUCUUGGGUAUUGCUGUUAAUCGUACUUCUACGGGCCUCUUUCUUUCUCAACAACGGUAUGCCUCUGAAAUUCUUGAAAAAGCUGGCAUGUCUCAAUGUAAUCCUGUUGCUACCUCCGGCAAACUUUGUGCUAAUGCUGGUUCUUCUUGUGAUGAUCCUACCUUGUAUCGUAGCCUAGCUGGUGCUUUGCAGUAUCUUACUUUCACCCGCCCAGAUAUUUCAUAUGCUGUUCAGCAAGUUUUCCUUUAUAUGCAUGAUCCUCGCAUUGAACAUAUGGCUGCUAUUCACCGCAUUCUUCGCUAUGUCAAGGGUAUUCUUCACUAUGGUCUGCAUUUAUAUCGUUCUAAUAUUUCGACUCUUUUGUCCUAUACCGAUGCUGAUUGGGGUGGUUGUCCUAACACUCGCCGCUCCACUUCUGGUUACUGUGUUUUUCUGGGUGAUAAUUUAAUUUUCCGGUUCGCUAAACGACAACCUACUAUUUCCAAGUCUAGUGCUGAAGCUGAAUAUCGUGGUGUUGCUAAUGUUGUUUCUGAAACUUACUGGAUUCGCAAUUUACUUCUUGAGCUGCACUGUCCUAUUACCACAGCUACCCUUGUCUAUUGCGACAAUGUUAGUGCCGUCUAUUUAGCUGGUAAUCCAGUCCAUCAUCAGCGCACUAAGCAUAUUGAGAUCGACAUUCACUUUGUUCGUGAAAAAGUUAAACGUGGUGAUGUUUGGGUACUUCAUGUUCCAUCUCGUUGA
Amaranthus tricolor (Joseph's coat) is the source of this 954-nucleotide messenger RNA. RefSeq lists its product as uncharacterized. NCBI's taxonomy places the organism in Eukaryota, Viridiplantae, Streptophyta, Magnoliopsida, Caryophyllales, Amaranthaceae. The coding region runs from base 1 to 954 and encodes 317 amino acids. The record is from RefSeq and is a predicted model, not a curated record. The transcript has 2 exons.